Molecule: messenger RNA, 303 nt
Organism: Dichomitus squalens LYAD-421 SS1
Lineage: Eukaryota; Fungi; Basidiomycota; Agaricomycetes; Polyporales; Polyporaceae
Exons: 4
Coding region: 1-303 (100 amino acids)
Source: RefSeq, a predicted model, not a curated record
AUGUCGCUCGCACAAAAGAUUGCAGGAAAGCUGUCGCGAGAGCAGACGUCCGAAAGGCAUCCGGAAAAAGUUUUGAAGGAGUUCAUCACGGAGGACCCCGACUCUACGUACACGUUUGACAGUGAGCGCGACGCCCCUCAGUCAGAGCUAUGCAGGGAAGGGAAGAACAAGGGCAGAGAAUGCAUGAUGCUGCAAAUGCAUUCCACACGGCUCUUCCAGGCGAUGCAGGACCAAGGUUUUUACUGCGCCCUGCCCAUGGAUCCCACGCGGACGUACAUCGAAUGCAAGCGGUUACCCAAGUAA